Molecule: messenger RNA, 1718 nt
Organism: Eucalyptus grandis
Lineage: Eukaryota; Viridiplantae; Streptophyta; Magnoliopsida; Myrtales; Myrtaceae
Product: AT-hook motif nuclear-localized protein 10
Exons: 6
Coding region: 333-1385 (350 amino acids)
Molecular function (GO): minor groove of adenine-thymine-rich DNA binding
Source: RefSeq, a predicted model, not a curated record
GAAAAAAGCCGUUUAUUUUUUUUUUUUCCGGGAAAAAGGGAAAUUUACUCUCUCCCGAAAUCUUCCGCUCCGAGUUUACUUCCGUUGGUUUAAACACUGGUUUUUGUCGAUGAUCUGGGAAAAUCUGUUUCGACUCGGUGUGGGAGUGAAAAUUGACUCGGUCUUCGAUUUCUCUCUCUUUCUCUCUCUAGUUUGCUGGUGAUUAGGGUUUUUCUUCGAUAAAUUCGUGCCGGAAAUUCGAGGAAUUAGCUCCCAUUUGGAGCUGGGUUAUGCUUAAUCUCGGGGGUUUGAUGGCGUUUUAGUGGGAAGAAUCGGGGAGACGAAUCGGAGAAAUGUCGGGAGACGCCUUCAGUGCAAGCCUGCAGCAUCCCCCGGUGCCGUCGCCGCCGGUGAUGGAUAACUUGCGCUUGGCCUUCGGCUGCGGCGACGGGCCGGUGGUCCCCUACAAGCCGGCCGCGGCGCCCGCUCCGGCCGCCGUCAACGGCGAGAUCGGCGGCGGGGCGGACGGGCUGAACAUGAACGUGGUGGGAGAGCCGGCGGCGAAGAAGAAGAGAGGGAGGCCGAGGAAGUACGGGCCGGAAGGGUCGAUCGCGUUGGCGCUCAACUCUGGGAGUGCGGGCCACGCGGCUCUGUCGCCCGCCGGCGGAGGAGGAUUCGGGUCCCCACCUGCUCCGCCGUCGCACGGUGGCUCCCCGACUUUUGCUGCCCCUCAGUCUGGAGAUUCCGGGUCGGCUAGUCUGUCGAAGAAAAGGGGCAGGCCUCCUGGAUCGAGCAACAAGAAGCGGCGAUCGGAAGCUCCGGGAACUGGUGGGAUGGGAUUUGCGCCACAUGUGAUCACUGUUAAAGCUGGAGAGGAUGUAUCAUCAAAAAUAAUGUCAUUUUCCCAGAAUGGUCCAAGGGCUGUUUGUGUAUUGUCUGCAAAUGGAGCUAUAUCUAAUGUGACACUUCGCCAACCUGCCACAUCUGGUGGUACUGUGACUUACGAGGGGCGAUUUGAAAUACUGUCACUUUCUGGAUCAUUUCUUCUAUCGGAUAGUGGUGGACAUCGCAGCAGAACUGGAGGCUUGAGUGUGUCUUUGUCUGGCCCAGAUGGUCGUGUUUUAGGUGGUGGGGUGGCGGGUCUUCUAACUGCAGCAUCCCCUGUUCAGGUUGUCGUGGGCAGUUUUAUGGCUGAAGGUCGUAACGAAAAAUCCGCCAACCAAGUUGAGUCCUUUUUGGUUCCAGGAAAAUUUGGCUCCAGUGGACCGCUUGUUGGGCCUAAUAGCCCACCAUCCCAUGGGACACUCAGUGAAUCAUCUGGUGGGCCUGGGAGUCCGCUGAACCAGAGUACAGGCAUCUGCAACAACAGUAACUCACAAGGCAUGUCUAGCAUGCCAUGGAGGUAAAACUAAAUUUGAACUGAUCCUGUGUCCAGUGUGGUGGCAUAGGUCGCUGACCCCUUAUGUUUGCUGAUGUUGUAAGUUUAGGGACAUGUAGCUCGAAGCCCUUUAGGAGAUUAGUUUAAUAAGGACGUGAGUCCUUGAAACCAGAUUUAGUACAAGUCCCUCUGUAUUUCCGUCAUUUAAUGGCUUAGGAACUCGUCGCAAUGCUAUUAUCGCUAGAACUUCUAGGUAGGACGUUAUUGUUUCGUUAUGCUUCAGACUGUAACUUUAACCUUCAGGUUGUUGGAUCGUACCGGAAUAUGUACUUUCUUCAUCAAUAUGAAUCAUUUCUGCAUC